Cricetulus griseus (Chinese hamster) is the source of this 4167-nucleotide messenger RNA. The record is from RefSeq and is a predicted model, not a curated record. Lineage: Eukaryota; Metazoa; Chordata; Mammalia; Rodentia; Cricetidae.
ACAACUAUGGCUGCAGGAGUCUUGCCGCAAAAUGAAAAAACAUAUUCCACUUUGGUGAAUAGCAGUGGGUAUGCUGCAAACAUGGAUGGUGAUGGUGGCUGUGUCUUCUGUCAACCGUACAGAGGGGAAUCCAACUUUUCCCGAGAGAAAAAAAAAUUCAGAACGCCCAACACCAAAGUACACAAAGGUGGGAGAACGUUUACGGCAUGUCAUUCCUGGACACAUGGCAUGUUCCAUGGCGUGUGGUGGGAGAGCAUGUAAGUAUGAGAACCCAGCCCGCUGGAGUGAGCAGGAGCAAGCCAUUAAGGGAGUUUACUCAUCCUGGGUCACUGACAGUAUCCUGGCCAUGGCUCGUCCGUCCUCUGAGCUGCUGGAGAAGUAUCACAUCAUUGAGCAGUUCCUCAGUCAUGGCAUAAAAACAAUCAUCAACCUGCAGCGCCCUGGUGAGCACGCCAGCUGUGGGAACUCUCUGGAACAAGAAAGUGGUUUCACGUACCUUCCCGAAGCAUUCAUGGAGGCUGGCAUUUAUUUCUACAACUUUGGGUGGAAGGAUUAUGGUGUAGCGUCCCUCACUGCCAUCUUAGACAUGGUAAAGGUGAUGACAUUUGCCCUACAAGAAGGAAAAGUAGCUGUCCACUGCCACGCAGGGCUUGGGCGAACAGGUGUCCUAAUAGCAUGUUAUUUAGUUUUUGCAACAAGAAUGACUGCUGACCAAGCAAUUAUAUUUGUGCGGGCAAAACGCCCCAAUUCCAUACAGACCAGAGGGCAACUGCUCUGUGUACGGGAAUUCACUCAGUUUCUGGCUCCACUCCGUAAUAUUUUCUCUUGCUGCGAUCCCAAAGCACAUGCUGUUACCUUAGCCCAGUACCUGAUUCGCCAGCGUCAUCUGCUUCAUGGUUAUGAGGCACGACUUCUGAAAUACGUGCCAAAGAUCAUCCACCUAGUUUGCAAGCUGCUGCUUGACUUGGCUGAGAACAGGCCAGUAGUAGUGAAGAGCCAGCUAGAAGGACCUGGCCUCUCUGCUGAAAUCGAGAAGACUGUGUCUGAGAUGGUCACAAUGCAACUGGAUCAAGAGUUACUGAGGCAGAACAGUGAUGCACCUGACCCGUUUGACCCCACUGCAGUGGUGGCCGAGUUUGAGAAUCAGGAUGUGAGUCUUUCUAAUGAGCAAGACUUUGACCCCCUCUGGAAGAGGAGGGAUGCAGAGAGUCUUCAGCCCCUGACGCAUCUGAAAAGACAGCUCAGCUACAGUGACUCAGACUUAAAGAGGGCCAAAGCUAUCCUGGAGCAAGGGGAGACACCCUGGACAGUGCCUGCCCAGGAUUUGCUGGGCCACAGCCUCCAGCACCAGGCGCAAAUCAGCAACUGUUUCAUACCACCGACUUCAGAGCUAGGUUUAAAUAAGGAAGCACUGGUUCACAGUACAUUUUCCUUCUGGACUCAGUCAAAGUGCCGAGGCUUAGAAGGACUCAAGGACAAUGGGUCACCACUCUUCUGUAGGAAGGACAUUCCAAAGGAAGUACAGCGGAGCAGGACCUUCUCUGUGGGUAUUUCUUGUCCACACAAUCCUGGAGAACCAGUGACACCCAACUUUGCAGGUGUUCAUAUGGAACCAGAGCAAGUCACCCACAGUCAUUGUGAAGCUCCUAGUGGUUGGGUUCCAGGCUCUGUUCAGGAGGAUGGGAGGACUCCCUGCAGCCCUCUAAACUGUGGCUCCAGUCCUAAGUCACAGUGCCCACAUGUUCAGGAAAGCCAAGGCAGCUCAUCCCUGUUGGAAGCAAUGCCAGAUGAUGGUUUUCAGUCUGAACUGAGUGCUGAAGCCAGGAGGAUAUUGGCAGCCAAAGCCCUUGCAAAUUUAAAGGAGUUUGUGGAAAAGGAGGAAGUGAAAAGGAAAGUGGAAAUGUGGCAGAAAGAAUUAAAUUCCCGAGAGGGAGCCUGGGAAAGAAUAUGUGGUGAGAGAGACCCUUUCAUCUUGUGCAGUUUGAUGUGGUCGUGGGUGGAGCAGCUGAAAGAGCCUGUAAUCACCAAAGAGGAUGUGGACAUGCUGGUUGAUAGACAAGCCGAUGCCGGUGAAGCCCUGUUUUUACUAGAGAAGGGGCAGUACCAGACCAUCCUCUGUGUGUUGCACUGUAUAGUGAGCCUGCAGACGCUUCCUGUGGAGGUGGAGGAAGCUUGCCUUUCACACGCCAUUAAAGCUUUCACCAAGGUUAGUUUUGAUUCUGAAGAUGGACCAAUAGUUUACAACACCCUGAAGAAAAUAUUUAAGCACACAUUGGAAGAAAAGAGAAAAAUGGCAAAAGACAGCCCUAGGCCUGGCCUCUCCUGAAGCUUUCCUCUCUGGACAAGUGUCCACCCCCAGGGUCCGCCCCACAAAGGGUGGCGCUUCUUUCUGUUCCCAUGUGGGUGUGGCAUGCUGGUGCCGCCCUUCCUUGUCACACUCCAUUGUCAACGCUGCCUCUCUUGUGUUGAGAAUAAUGGUUCCUUUUUGGAGUAGUUAUUUAUUUUAAAAUGUCGUUGGCUGUGUCUUGAGAAUUUGCCAUAAAGUUGGUGCCACUUUAUUUAUUUGCUGAAUUAAUACAGUUGUGUUGACAUUUUAUGUAUGUUAUAUUUGUGCCGUUAUUCUUUUUGACAUUUUGGAGGGGAAAUAAAGAACCCUUCUAAAACAGUUUUUUUCUUAACAGAACUCUCCCUGGAAUUUCGAUAAAAUAGAUCGUUUUAGUAGUAAAACCUUAAUAUGUAUCCCCCCCACAAGACAUAUAUGUAUCUCCUCCUUCAGAAAUAUGACCUAAGAAAGUCACCAAGUGUCUUAAACUGUUUUAUAUUUGUUACUAAGGAGACUAUUAAUACAUUGUAAAGGACUUUUAAAAACUUUGAAGCUUUGUGGUUUUCUUUUCUUUUUUACAGAUGUGGCAAAGGCUUUCAAAGUGUGUUAUUUUUCAGUGAUCCAGUGAUUGAACUCACGUUAAUAGACUGACUGGAGUGGCUGGGAUUUUGUACUUGUAGGAAGUAGCCCUGCUCUUGUCAGGCUUCCAGACAACCUCGCCCUUGGCUGUCCGAGGAGGGAGCAGCUCUCAACCCAGAAGCCUUAUUCCACUUCCCCAACCUGCUGCUGAGCCAGUUGGCUUCUUUACAGAGAAAUGGGAACAGACAUGACCAGUGUGGGCAGUUGCUAAGGAGCAGAACUGGCCUUUGUCCUCGCAGGCACUGUGUAGAAGGGGCCGUGUGCUGGGGUGGAGGCUCCUAGCCAGCCUGCUCUCGUGGGGCACUGUGGCCAUUCUGCACAGGCAACUCAGACCUGGAGCAAGUCAAGCAAGCCAUUGUGUGCCCUAGGAGUACUGGCACUGCGGCCCCCCCCCCCCCCCCCCCCCCCCCCUUUAACAAGCCCGCUUGCCUCGGCCUCUGACACUAGCUGAUGUUUUGCUAUGAGGAUUACAAUUUUUAAAUUGAAUUUGACCCCAGGUUGCAUUCACCUUAACUGGCUUCAAAUGAGAACAGAAAACUGCUCAAACUUGAUCCUUUAGGUUAAACUAUUAGUCAGCAGCAAUUGAAGCCUUAAAUUAAUAUAGGAGCAGCAGAGCCCAAUCCAUAAAGAGACAAGGAGUUUCUUGGUAGAGGUGAUAGCCAGGCCAACUCAAACUAAAGAAGUUGCUUCUCAGAAUGUGAGGAAAGAAGCAAGACUGAAUUAGAACAACUGAAAUUUCCCUAACUCAUGCAUUUCUGAAUUACACUCUAGUAUAUCAAAAACUAUUUUAAUCAUUAGUCUUACCAACUCUGAUGGCAAAGGCUAAGUGUAGCUUUCUUCACCCUGCAUUUUCUUCUUGGGAAAUGAAAUACAAUAGCUGUUAAUGAACUGGCUUACCCAUGUUGAAAUGUCUUUUUAAGUGCCUAGUCUAGCAGCAGGAAAUAGUUGCAUUUUAUCUCUUGUGGUACAUUCUGAAAUCUGAUGUUCAAAUAGAAUGUUUGUCUUCAUCUCCAUGUGCCUCGAAUGGGCAAGUGAUGCAUAGAACUUCACCAUGUUCAUCUGGAGCACUUGUUUUAAGUUCUAGAGCAGUCAUGUGACCAUGCCACUGCAUGUCAGAAAAAUCCAAGUACACCAGCCUGAGAAGACACAAUCAGGCUCUGUUCCAGUGUUGUGUUUCUUUGAAUAAAGAUGAAGAGAACAACCAC